Messenger RNA from Puccinia graminis f. sp. tritici CRL 75-36-700-3, 784 nucleotides. RefSeq lists its product as uncharacterized. The record is from RefSeq and is a predicted model, not a curated record. NCBI's taxonomy places the organism in Eukaryota, Fungi, Basidiomycota, Pucciniomycetes, Pucciniales, Pucciniaceae. The transcript has 3 exons. The coding region runs from base 26 to 784 and encodes 252 amino acids.
AACCAUAGCUUAAGCUCCAGCCACCAUGACAUCCCGCCCCAUUUCGCGCAAACGUCUGCAUGUACUCUACACUGCACCACUCUUGCUUGGCGUCACCUGCCUCGUCUUGAUCAUCUUCUCGCUUGGUGGACUAGUCCCCUGGAAACAGACGAGCGGAACAAUUAUGGUUAUCCAUCGUACCUCUUCUGACGCGCAAAAUAAUAAUACCGCGUCGUUCCACUUUGGUUUACUAGGCUCGUGCUAUCAAGCAGCGGCGGGGCACCAGCUGCAUUGCACACCCGCCGCGUUUCCACCCGAUUACAACACGACUAUCUUACGAGGUGGCAAGGAUAUCAAUGCAGAACAUCUUGAUAUCAUGAUGCCCGACCUACCUCCCGUCUUCUUCACUUGGUGGCUCAUUUCAGUCGUAGCGCUGGUCUGUCACGUUGUCGGGUGCCUACCUAUCUACGCUCCGCGACAUUUCAGCCAACACAGGUUUUGUAGUCAAAAGCUUUUCACGGCCACUCUAUGGAUUCUCGGCAUUGGUUGGACCCUUGGAUUUUCAGCCGUAUUAUCUCUGGCUUGCUUUGUCGAGGGUUUUGGAGACGAGUACAAUCUCUUUUCGGCCGACUUCUUGUACAAUCAAGCAUCAGCGGGGAAAAUAUUCGUACUGUUGACAUUCGCGAUGGUCACUCAAUUUAUAAUCGGCCUUGCAGUUAUAGUGCAAAUUUCGAACGCACCAAAAAAAGAUGCAGGAGACUUUUCUUCUUCUUGGGCCGAUCAUCUACGCGUGACUGGGCCGUGA